ACCGUACCGGGUGUGUGUGCUAAGGCGCUUCGAACGACUGUGUGCGCUGGCAGAGUGUCCUUCUAUUAUUUGCUCCUUUACCAACUCCUGGCAUUAUUCUCGUGCACCGUGAGCGGUUCCCGUGCCUUUUUGCAGUGUGAAUAACGCUAAAACAAGUGACCAACGACUUCCGGAGGCAGUUACUAGUCUCCAUUACAUUGAAGGCUACGAAGUGAAGCUAAAUACAGCCGCAUGAGUGCCAACUAACGAAACUAACGAGUCCCGUCGCACGUGUGUCCUUCUUCUUUUUCUUUGCUUGAAAAUUUCGAGAAUUUCACACCAGGACAUUGCAAACGGUCAGUUAGCCCUGCUGUCGGGCACUGACCAUAACCAUCGACACCUUCUGGUACUGACAGAUACCAACGCAAAGCCACCCUGGUGACAUCUGCCCGGUAACGGCCUCUGUCAUCAUUUCCCUUUUCUAAAGGCUGCCUCUUCGUUUGUGUAACGUUACCCUUCGGCCACGUGGUUUGUCAAACCACUGUCCUGUGCUCUGAGCAGACGUAAGCCAACCCCAGGCCACCCACACAUUCCAGUAUCGAAGCGACUUUGUCAUAUCGACAAAAAAACUACUACACGAUGAAGUUCCUCGAGAAUGAGUCUGACAAGAUCGAGAUCGUCGAUGGGGAGGUGGACGUGCCGGCAAUUAUCGACGCGAUGGUUCACCAGCUGCCCACCGACAACCCGUUUUACGUGAUGGACCUCGGAGACAUCGUGCGCAAGCACCAGCAGUGGAUUGAAAAGAUGCCACGGGUUGUACCGCACUAUGCGGUGAAGUGCAACGACUCCGACGUCGUGUGUGCCACGUUGGCCGCUGUCGGAGCAUCGUUCGACUGCGCUUCGAAGGGUGAAAUAUCGAAGAUCCUUUCGCUCGGAGUCGCUCCUGAACGCAUCAUCUUUGCGAACCCCAUGAAGCCGGCCUCGCAUCUUCGUUAUGCCAGUAACAAUGCGGUCAAAACCAUGACCUACGACAGUGAUACCGAGCUGCACAAGAUCAAGCAGUACUGCCCGGAUGCCAAACUUGUGAUCCGAAUUCGCUGUGAGGCAGAAAAAGCUCAGUGUCCCUUGGGAAAAAAGUUUGGCUGCGAUCCAGUAGAAGAGGCUCCACGUCUGAUCAAGAUCGCCCGUAGCCUGGGGCUAGAGGUGAUCGGUGUUAGCUUCCACGUCGGUUCGGGUUGUGCCGAUUUUCCGAUCUACUAUAAGGCCAUCUCAUACGCGCGUGAUCUAUUCGAUUACGCCACGCAGCUAGGAUACACGUUCAAUCUGCUCGAUAUUGGCGGUGGCUUCCCAGGCGACACGGGCACCUCAAUCGAUGAGGUGGCCAUGAUCGUCAACACGGCGCUCGACACAUUCUUCCCGGAUAAAGCGGUUCGCGUCAUUUCCGAACCCGGACGGUACUACGUGUCGUCGGCGUUCACACUCGUUACCAACGUGCAGUCGAAAAGGGUGUGCCUAAAUCCCAAGACGGGCAGCAUCGAACGCAUGAUGUACUACCUGAACGAUGGCGUGUACGCCUCGUUUAACUGCGUCCUGUACGAUCACCAGGUGCCACGACCGAAACUGAUCGGAAACCAAAGCGGCAAGCUGUACAACAGCACGAUCUGGGGUCCGACCUGUGAUGCGCUCGAUCAGCUGAUCGAGACGAUUGCGCUGCCCGAACUACAGAUUGACGACUGGGUCGUAUUUGAGAACAUGGGCGCUUAUACCAUUCCCGUCGCCAGUCCGUUUAACGGGUUCGAGUUGCCGAAGAUCUAUAGCUACAUCAGCAAGAACACGUGGAAAAUGCUGGAAACAUUGUUCCCGCUACAAAACGAGUGUUCACAGUCCCUGAGCAGCUCCGAAAAUCUGAUGAACAACUACGACACUGUCGUAUGCGCGUGAGGCAACUGUUUGGUCCCGCAAACCACUUGCCCCGGUCACUACACCAGCUUUUAUUGUUUGAUGAUAUUCAACGGAAAAUCCACAAAUUUACCUCUUACUUUAAAGUACUUUACAACGUUGCCCUUUCUCGGCAUAAUUCAGCGACAUACUUCAAUAAACGAAGAGGCAGUCAUUUUACAGCCUAACAUCACGUGGUACA
Molecule: messenger RNA, 2119 nt
Organism: Anopheles nili
Lineage: Eukaryota; Metazoa; Arthropoda; Insecta; Diptera; Culicidae
Product: ornithine decarboxylase-like
Exons: 5
Coding region: 619-1920 (433 amino acids)
Cellular component (GO): cytoplasm
Molecular function (GO): ornithine decarboxylase activity
Source: RefSeq, a predicted model, not a curated record